Molecule: messenger RNA, 180 nt
Organism: Lathyrus sativus (Indian pea)
Lineage: Eukaryota; Viridiplantae; Streptophyta; Magnoliopsida; Fabales; Fabaceae
Source: the annotation of a GenBank genome assembly
AUGGUACCAAUAACCACAUACUUCUUGUUAUUCGUCUCUUCAAUCUUCUACGUUAUCUGGGAUGCUCGAAGUGUGCUAGAGGAACAUGCUGCGCAACUUGAUCGUCCUGGCUUUCAACGCUCUUCAAUGGGUUUCGCUACUUACACCAUUGGCCACCUUGAUUUUCCAAUCAUUAUGUGA